UGGCUAUUAUGAGAGCCCUUUACAACUCCGUGACCUUGUCUCGCGGUGACUUGACCUUACGCGGCGAACGUGACGUCACGAGCUUCAUGAGGACCUCUCGCGACCCCGAACUCCUGCUGUGGGCGUGGACCUCCUGGCGAGACGUGAUCGGGCCGCCCCUGCGCCCACUCUUCGCUCGGACGGUCGAGGGGGCCAACGCUGCCGCCCGGAGGGGAGGCUACAGUGACAUGGGAGCGGCCUGGGAAGACGAACUUGACUUUGAUGCCGACAUCGACGUACUGACGGAGAUCGAGGCUCUGUACAACGAAGUGGCCCCUUUGUACACUCUCCUGCACGCCCGUGUUCGUCACGCCCUCGCUGAGUACUACGGGGAAGGGGUGGUGGGUGCAGCGCAGCCUAUUCCAGCCUGCGAUCUUUGGGGCCAGAAUUGGAUAGCAUUACUAGAUAUGAUCCUUCCCGAAGCAGACAACAAGUGUAACGCAUCGACAUCGAAAGUGGGCAAGAAAACCGUCAGGGGUAUGGUUAAGGAAGGUGAAAAAUUCUUCCUCGGUCUGGGGUUCCCGCCUUUAUCCAAAAAGUUCUGGUCAGAGUCCAUCCUCGGUGAUUCAGAAGCUCCGAGCAACACGACCUGCCAUCCGCGGUCCCUAGACAUGUUUUCGCAGGAUGAUUAUAGAAUGAUCAUGUGCAACAUGCAAGGCGAGGAAGGCCAAGCAGUGGCUUAUCACGAACUGGGCCAUAUCUAUUAUUUCCAGUCAUACAGCCACCAACCUACCAUCUUCAGGGAUGGCGCCAACUCUGCCUUCCACGAGACUAUUGGUGACACCGUGCAGCUGUCUGCCAUGACGCCCGCAUGUCAGAGCAGGUCAAAGGUUAGCGGGUACCAGGAGCCACCCCAGACCGAGGCAAACAGUAGAGGCUCAUCCUCUGAUAACCUGUCUGCGAGUGAACUUCGGCACCUUCUGACGCAGGCGCUGCAGAAGCUCCCCCUCUUCGCCUUCGCUCGCGUGAUGGACGAGUGGCGGUGGGGCGUCUUCAGGGGAGAGUCUGCUUUUUGGGUCUUCAUUUUACACAAGAUCCCAGAGCAAAGCUACAAUGAAUGGUGGUGGCGGCUCACUCUGCGGUACCAGGGAUUGGCGCCGCCCGCCCCUCGCUCUGAGCUGCACUUCGACCCCGCGGCCAAGUUCCAUUUGGCUGACAACAUUCCUUUUAUCAGGUAUUUCGUGGCAGUGGUGGCUCAGUUCCAACUCCACCAGGGACUGUGUGAAGCAUCGCAGGAAAGGGGAGAACGCGGAGGUCGUCUCCACACAUGCUGCAUCAAGGGCUCCAAGAAAGCUGGUCGUCUUCUGAGGAAGAGUCGAGAGCAACGUUGUAUAUUUUGGAAGAGCAAGAAUAACUUUGCCCUGUAUCUUGUGCUUUUAUAUCGAGCUCAAUAUCACGCCGUAAACUUUAGUUAUACCACCGUUCUUAAUAGGUAUGUCAUCACAGGACAUCAGGUGGCUAGGUUAAGACAUGCCAACAAGUAA
Molecule: messenger RNA, 1523 nt
Organism: Penaeus monodon (black tiger shrimp)
Lineage: Eukaryota; Metazoa; Arthropoda; Malacostraca; Decapoda; Penaeidae
Product: angiotensin-converting enzyme-like
Exons: 11
Coding region: 9-1523 (504 amino acids)
Biological process (GO): proteolysis
Cellular component (GO): plasma membrane
Molecular function (GO): metallopeptidase activity; peptidyl-dipeptidase activity
Source: RefSeq, a predicted model, not a curated record